GAGGAGGAACAGGAACAGGCCCACACUAUAAGAGCUGUUGUUAUUUUUAUUAGUUGUAAGCAGUAGGUAAACAGCGACGCGCUUCAAGGGAUCAUACAUUGGAAUUAUUGAGACAUUUUGAGAUUACGAAAAUUAAAGAGAAAAGUGAAACGAUCUGGCUCUCUCUCUCUGCUUUUCUGACGAUGGAGUUCCCAGACCUUGGAGAGCACUGCACUGAGAAGACUUGCAAGCGCUUGGAUUUUCUUGCAAUGAAGUGUGAUGCCUGUGAAGACAUCUUCUGUAAAGAUCACAUUACUUACACAAACCACAAAUGCACAUCUGCAUACAAAAAAGAUGUUCAAGUUCCUGUCUGCCCACUUUGUAACACCCCAAUCCCUGUCAAGAGAGGAGAAAUGCCAGACAUCAAGGUUGGGGAACACAUUGAUGGGGACUGUAAAUCUGACCCCGCUCGCAGGAAAAGGAAGAUUUUUACAAAUAAAUGUUCAAAAGGGGGUUGUAAGCAGAAAGAGAUGAUACAUGUGACAUGUGACCAGUGUCACUUGAACUUCUGCCUGAAACACAGGCACCCUUUAGAUCAUGUAUGCAAGUCUGAUGGCCAUCCUGUCUCUAAAUCUGGUCAUGCUGCUUUAAUGCGAUCUCAUGGAUCAACCUCCUCAGCUGCUGCUGCUGCUUCCAGUAAAGGAACCUCCAAAUCUGUACCGAAUGGACUAAGCGGGAAUGCACGAUCACAGCCAAGAAGGCAGAGUGCGACCGUGGCACCACCACCACAACAGCAGAGAGUAAUCCCUCCCUCUGCAUCUCUUCAGGCAGGAAUGACUGAGGAGCAGGCUUUGCAGAGAGCUCUGGAGAUGUCUUUACAGGAAUCUGCAAGAAGCACACAGCAGCCACUCAGUCCUCAGGAGCAAGAGGAUCUUGCGUUGGCCCAGGCACUAGCUGCCAGCGAGGAGGAGUUCCGCAGGCAGCAGCAGCAACUACAGGUAUCCAGAACAGUUACCAGUCAGUUGCAUGCUAACAGGAGCUGAAGUAGAACCGAGAACACAAACAGUCUUACUGCAGCAUGUCUUAAUAUCGCAUUCUGCUGUAAAGCUGCCUUAUGUGCUGUAUUAUACCAUGUACCAACCAUGUCUCCACAUUUUAAAAUGACAAAUGCAGAAUUUGUUGGGUUUUUUUUUCUCAAUCAUAUAUAUAUAUAUAAUAAUAUAUAACAAAUCUUAUAAAUUGUAUUCUUAAACUAUAUGCAUCCUACCAUUUUAUAUAAAAAGCUUUGUGUGUACAUAUUUCAUAUCUUGAUUACAUUAACCAAGAGAAUGCCUUGUCUGCUAGAUGUGUAUUGAAUAAAACAUUUAAAAAUG
Messenger RNA from Acipenser ruthenus (sterlet), 1352 nucleotides. Its product is annotated as AN1-type zinc finger protein 2A-like. NCBI's taxonomy places the organism in Eukaryota, Metazoa, Chordata, Actinopteri, Acipenseriformes, Acipenseridae. The record is from RefSeq and is a predicted model, not a curated record. The coding region runs from base 183 to 1022 and encodes 279 amino acids. Gene Ontology annotation, cellular component: endoplasmic reticulum; cytoplasm. The transcript is spliced from 10 exons. Gene Ontology annotation, molecular function: zinc ion binding. Gene Ontology annotation, biological process: proteasome-mediated ubiquitin-dependent protein catabolic process; protein targeting to ER.